AUGGGCUGGUGGUCGUGGUCAUCCUCCAGCAAAAAUGAGCAACAACAACAAGAAUCAUCAUACAUCCAACCUACAUCGUCAACACCACCGUUAACGCGUGGCCAACAACAAGCCGACAACGAACUACGAGACUUCCUCAAAAGCCUCGAACCAUCAUCAUCAGCCCCACCAUCCUCAUCACAACCCAACCUCUCCCCAUCGCCCCCAGACCAAUCCCACGAAACAAAAUCCAUAUCCCCCGACUCCCUCUACCCAGACACCAUGUCCUGCCGCUCCGCCUUUGACUACGCGUUCUUCUGCCAAUCCUUCGGCGGGCAAUGGGUCAACGUAUACCGGUACGGCGAGUUGCGCUCCUGCAGCGAACACUGGGAGAAUUUCUGGCUAUGCAUGAAAGCGCGCGGACUGCGAGACGACGAUGCGCGCAAGGAGAUGAUUCGCGAUCAUUACCGGAAGAAAGCGAUCAAGUAUAAGACUGGUCCGAGCAGUGAGGAUGUGUGGGAGGUUAGGAUGGAGCCGUUAGAGGGCGCGUUUCAGGGGGAUUUCGAUGCGUUGGAGAGAGGGGAGAGAGGCAAAGGAGGUCAGCAAGGGCAGAAGGAAGAGCAGGCUCUUGCUACGGGGUCGUCAAGGUGA
Talaromyces atroroseus is the source of this 630-nucleotide messenger RNA. RefSeq lists its product as hypothetical. The coding region runs from base 1 to 630 and encodes 209 amino acids. The transcript has a single exon. The record is from RefSeq and is a predicted model, not a curated record. NCBI's taxonomy places the organism in Eukaryota, Fungi, Ascomycota, Eurotiomycetes, Eurotiales, Trichocomaceae.